UACUAACCGCGCUGAAUCCGGGAAAACAAAGAAGUCUUGCAAACUCCACACAGGCGGGUCUGGGAUUGAACCCGCGGCGUCGGAAAAGAAGGAUCUCACCAGUUGCUUCGCCUUCUAAAAUGCACCAAAAUGUAAAAUAGUUAAGUGAUUGGCCACGGAGAUCUCUGUAGCUAAAAUAUUAGCAAUAUUUUAAAUGAAGUAUUUAUAAAAUAAUCAUCUAGAAGAAAUGGUCUUGUCGGCUAAACCGCUCUGUUCGUGUGUGGCUUAAAAUUGACGUCAUUUACGAGCGCCGACGUUCUCGCCCUGUGCAAGCAGCAAGCGAUAAUACAUAUAUUGGACAUCAAUGUCGUUUUAACUCGAAUAUUAACAAUAUUUAAAAAUUUUCUCAAAUAAUCAUCCAGAGAAAUUUGUCUUUCUGGCGGAACCGCUGACAUUCGUAGGCACCUCUGGAACAAAUGCCUGGCGGAAGGAAGUCCCUUUUAUUCUGUCGCUUAAAAUGACGUCACACACGGGCGCCGACGUUCGCGGACGUUAGCAACGCUCAGCGAAGCGGGCAGCGACUUUGAUUGUGUCCAAAAUGUGUAAAGUAAGAGUUCUGAGAACGUUGGUGAAGCAGCGGCUCGACGUAGCCGUCGAAGAAAUAUUUGAACUGUUUGAGAGGACGAUAGCGGAGUACGAGGAGGAACUUAGUCGAAGCCAAGAGGAGAAAAAACGACAACGCCAACUCCUGGACGCCCUUCUCAAUCCUCAUGUUCGACUGCAAAGAGCAGAAGUCCAACAAGUGUUAGCGGAGAGUCAAGAGGAAGUUCCCCUUCAUUCCGAGCAGCAGCAGGAGGAGGAUCCGGCAGAGCCCGCCCACAUUAAAAAGGAAGAGGAGGACGUGUGCAUCAAUCCCAGGCGGGAGGAGGCCAAGAUCGGCUCGUCGGCGCUGAACGUCCCCGUCAAGAGUGAAGAUGACGAAGUCCCGGCUCAAAGCCGAGCGGAGCCCCCGAGCACCAACGACCUCGCGCCCUUGUCCGACGUGGACGACGCCACGUCUUCUGACACCGAUAACAGCGACGAUGACAGAAAAGUAACGACGAAAACUAAGUCUAAAGAUGUGCAGCGGGUGUUGGCGGAAAGUCGAGAAGGGGAGUCGGACGAGCUGCAGCGCAUUAAAGAGGAAGAGGAGGACGCGUGGAGCAGUCGGGACGGGGAGCGGCUCGCGGCGGCUGACGUCAACGCGUGCGUUCUACCCGGUGGCCACUCGAAGAGCGAAGAUGACAACGGUCGCGCCUCGCAGCCUCAUCACGAACGGGAAAACAGAGGCGGCAAAAGCAAAACAGAAAGUGACAACACGGCUCCGCGAACACGGAUGGACGACACGACGUCGCUCUCUUCGGACACGGAUCGCAGCAACCAACCUUCGAAGGCUAAAAGGAAGUCCAAAAGCGGUAGGAUGCACCACGCCGACAGCAAACAGUUCAUUUGUUCCGAGUGCGGGAAAGUGUUCGUCCACAAGGGAACGUUGAACCGACACGUGAGGACGCACACCGGAGAGAAACCCUUCAGCUGCGCAGUUUGCGCCAAAAGAUUCUCCACCAACUCCGACAUCAAAAUACACAUGAGGACGCACACCGGGGAGAAGCCCUACGCGUGUUCCUUCUGCCCUCAGAGGUUCCCCAUCAAGUCAAACAUGAAAAUCCACGUGCGGGUCAAGCACACGGGCGAGAAGCCCUUCGCCUGCCCCGUUUGCCCCCAAAGGUUCUCCCGCAAGUCAGCCGUCAAGCUCCACGUGCAGGUCAAGCACACGGGCGUCAAGCCCUUCACCUGCUCGCUGUGUCCCAAAAGGUUUUCCAGUAACAAAAAUGUGAUGAUACACAUGAGGACGCACACCGGGGAGAAGGCGUUCGGCUGCGACGUGUGUGGCCAGAGGUUCUCUUACAAGUAUCAGCAGGACAAACACCAGUGCGCUGCCUCAGUGCAUCGCAACACACUGAAGCUUGAAGUCAGUGAAUGGCUGAAGAGUUUUCUACAGGCCUUCAAAAUGUACCUUUUGCCAUCCAGUAGAAGAGCAUUCAUUUGUUUCAUACAUUCCGUCAAAAUGUGCAAAGUCAAACUUUUGAGAGCGCUGGUCAGGCAGCGACUAAACGUGGCCGUCGAUGAGAUAUUCGGACUGUUCGAAAGAACCAUCGCCGAGUACGAGGAGGAACUUUCCCGAACAAAAGAAGAGAACGAGCGGCAGCGCGAACUUCUCGACAAUGUCUUCAAGCACCAAGGCGCUUUGGACGCACAAGACGUGCAGGAGGUCUUGGUGGAGAGUCAAGACGACGACGACGCCGCCGCCUCUGGCGAGGAGCUGGCGGUUACCCGCCGCAUUAAGAAGGAAGAGGAGGAGUUCACGUGGGAGAGUCCAGCCCCGCAGACGGCCGACGUGGCCACCAUCACGUUGUCCGGUGUCCUCGUGAAGGGCGAAGACGAUUUCGCUCACUCCUCGCAGCUUCACCGCAGUCAAAGCGAGGAGGACGGCGGCGGCGCGAGCGAGAUCACCAACACGGAAUCCGGCGCGGAGUUCUGCGAAUAUCUGCGAUCGCAAGCCAGCAACUCGGCGCCGCUGUCUGACGCCGACGACGCGAUGUCGCGCUCGUCCGACACCGACAACGCCAAAGAGCCUUCGGACUCCAAAGGUGAAAAAAAACUGUUCAUCUGCUCCGACUGCGGCAAAACCUUCGUCAACAAAAGCGUGUUGAAAAACCACAUGGUCACGCACACCGGGGAGAAGCGUUUCGCGUGCUCGGUUUGCAAUAAAAGAUUCUCCUUGAAGCACCACGUGAACCGACACAUGAGAAUCCACACGGGCGAGCAUCCCUUUUCCUGCUCGGUUUGCGGGAAAGGGUUCCGAGACAAGUUCGGCUUGAGGAGUCACAUGAGCAAACACACGGGCGAGAAGCCGUACUCGUGUCCCAUUUGCGCGAAGGGUCUGUCGUGUAACUCCUCGCUGAGGAUCCACAUGCGCCUGCACACCGAGGAGAAGCCGUUCACGUGUCCGGUUUGCGGCAAGGGUUUCUCCGGCAGUUCGUCUUUUAGCGUCCACCUCAGGCAGCACACCGGGGAGAAACCUUUCGCCUGUCCCAUUUGUAGCAAAUGUUUCUCCCGCCAAGAAACGCUCACUGUGCACAUUAAACGGCACACUGACGGCCAGGAGUAGCGGUGGCGCGAUGCUGCCCCCCCCCCCCCCAGGUCGCCGGUGAUACUACGACCGGUCUACAGUUUGGGCGCUUAUGCCGCUUAAGGUCCGUGUACUAGUACCCUCUUUGUCCUCACAAUUGAUACAAUCCAGCACGCUAGUAGAACGACCGUGUCUUACAAAUAUUAUUUGUUCAACUACUAGUGUCGCUUUUGGCCUAUUAGUACACCCUUAAGAUGUAUGGAUUUAUUCAAUAUCAAGAUUUUAUAUUGGAUAAAUGUUUAACCAUUUAUUCGCGUCUUUAAUAUACUUGCUGUUGAAUAAAUGUGCAAAAUGCUUCGAUAUCAAAUGGUGAUUAUGAAUUUAGCCCAUAUCCUCGAUACGCAGGUUAAGGUCCAUGUACUAGUGCACUCUGUUCUUACGAUGUACACAAUAACAGUUCACAAGUAGAAAGACUAGAGCACACUAGUGGAAUAAUUGUUUAAUACUUGAAAUGUUUUGGGUUUUUUUCACCGUGCUACUAGUUCCACUUUUGGGCCCACCCGUAUCGCAGUAGUACUGUAUGAAAAGCUCUGAGGAUGUGUCCGAUGUCCUAAAUUUCCAGUUUAAGGUCCAUGCACUAGUAGACUUUUUGUCCUCACUAUUAAGACAAAUGUGGCACUUGGAGAUUAACUGCUUAUCCGUGUUAUUUUUAUUGCUAGUCACAUAGAGUUCCACAAGUUAGUGCUUCACUACAAGUACUAGUAGCAUGCAGAUGUCAACUAGUGCACAGUUCUGCCUCGCUAGUAACAUAAUUAUCCAACUAGUAUGCAGAAGUGUCAUACAGUGCUGGGAGGAAAACAUACUAGAUGACACUCGUCUACUAGUGCGCUGAAUUGUCUUACUAGUGAGGACAAAGUUGAAGACCAGUACCUGGAACUGAGGAUGGAUGUCAAGGAUAUUGAAUUAAUGCUCAAAAGGUUUUCCAAUAAGCCGUAGAAGACAUUUUUUGUGUGUUUAUGGGAUCUCUCACUAAAAAAUAUUGAAAUUAAGAAUGCAUAUAUGUGUAUCGUAAUACCCUUAGCAGGGCUCGGCCGUUACCUUUAAACACCGCUAGGCAUUGACCCCUCCUCACAAUUGUUUAUAUUUCCUUAUAUUAAUAGAAUAAACUGUAAAUAUUUCACAAAUUAUUCAAGCAAAACACUUUGGAGUCACACUUAUUUUGCAUUAUCCUUAAAAAUAAGUGGCCUACAGAUGAUUUGAUUUUGGGAAAGAAAAAAAAAUGCAUGCGCGCCAAAGAUGCUCCGUGACUUUCAGUGACAACCCAGGCUAAACUUGGCUCCUCCUCGACACACACAGCUUUUGUUUCAGUCGAGACAUAUUUCCUUGUCAUGUGAUUCAAAUUUGUACGGCGCUUUACUGCGUUUCAGAAAGAGCGGAGAAAAAAAAUGGGAAUCGGGGCACGUUAAAAAUGCAAAUAUGGGGAAUUUAUGGAUCGUGAAGUGCAAAUUUCCGGCAUGUUACUUUACACUGUCGAAGAAAAACAAUAUUUUUCCGUUUUGCGUUGUGCCAAAUGAUUCCAAGAUUGUUUUGUCUUAAAGUUAGGAUCUACCUGAAGCUGUAAAUUAUGUAUCAGUUUUUUAAUGAAAUUUGGAAGAAAUGUAUCUUUUUUUUUUUUUUUUUUUACUUAUAAAAAAAACUCGAACUUUUUAGCUUUUUUCACAUUUUGUGUUGAGAUUUUGUAGCGACGCAACACCGUCCCUCCAAUAAGGCGAAUUGCAUGGUCGAGCACAACACGGAAUUUCCACCAGCUUUCGUGAUUCUUGCUCAAAGGCUGUACCAAAUUUUCUAUUUCUCACAUGCAAUGAAUAAAGAUGCGAUAUUGCAA
Syngnathoides biaculeatus (alligator pipefish) is the source of this 5033-nucleotide messenger RNA. Its product is annotated as zinc finger and SCAN domain-containing protein 2-like. The record is from RefSeq and is a predicted model, not a curated record. The transcript has 5 exons. Gene Ontology annotation, cellular component: nucleus. Gene Ontology annotation, biological process: regulation of transcription by RNA polymerase II; central nervous system development. Lineage: Eukaryota; Metazoa; Chordata; Actinopteri; Syngnathiformes; Syngnathidae. The coding region runs from base 578 to 3187 and encodes 869 amino acids. Gene Ontology annotation, molecular function: RNA polymerase II cis-regulatory region sequence-specific DNA binding; DNA-binding transcription factor activity, RNA polymerase II-specific.